UAUCACCAUGCUUCGGUUUCAUGAUAAUCAAUUAAUCUCAUCGAAUCACGCGAAUCCUUUUUAUACAUAAUUGUAGCUUUUGUACCGUUCGACGUCGUUGAUUGUAACGUAAGAUUUGUGGUGAGAAAAGAAAGAAAAUCGAGAAAUAGGAAAAAGAUGAUAGAAAAACAAAAAAAAAGGAGAGAUGAGAAGAAGAAGAGAUAAUACUUAACAUAUAAAUUACUCUAAGAAUUUAAUUAGGUUUAUAUUUUCAGUCGAAUAAAAAUUAUUUUCAAUCAACUUGCACCGUGUUAAUCUUCUUCCGCGACGAUGCGUUCGUGUCUUGUAUAAUAUAGAGAGAGAAAAGAAAUUACUUGAAAUAACUACUCUUCGUUAUCAUGUUUAUAAUUAUUAAUUAUUAAUUAGCGCAGGUAUAGUAAGCUUUACGUGUGUUCUCUCUCUUUCAGUAAUUUGUUACGCAUUGUUACAGUUAAACGUCGAUUAUCCGGCACGAUUAGGUCUGUGUUAUCAUCACAAUAAUAAUAACAAAUAAUAAUAACAACAACAACAACAACAACCUAUGUAACGUCACAAGAAACAUCUUAGACAUAUUUAAUGCAUGAAUACUAAUAAUAAACGUAUGCAUUUAUAUCAACGUUUCAUCAUUUCUAAACUUUAUCGCGAAUCCGAUCAUGUUUUUCAUUCGAAUCGAGAUAAUCGACUGUUUCUGUACUUUGAAUAUAAUUUCAGGUUAAAAUUUCACUUAUUCAUUUUUUUUUUUUUUUUUUUUCGAAUAAUUACAAUGUAUUCAUUUUAAAUAAUACUGUAAUGUAACGCGUUUAUUAAUUUCUUUUUUAUUUUUACUUUCUUUUACAUUCUUCAUCGGAAUGUGUGAUAGAACAUUUUCAAGUUAUUUAAUAUUUUAAUUUCUUUUUUCUUUAUUGAACACUGACCUACAUUAACGUCGUUCGAUUGCGCGCGCGCGCGUCUGUAUUUGUUACAUUUGUACGGGCGUACUGAUUACUCUUAUAAAGCCAUUUAAUCAUCCUUCGCUUAUUAAUAGUCAUUACAAGAGACCAUGGAUCUAAAUAAUUGUAAUAAUUCUCUUGAUUAUAUCAAAAAGAGCGGAUAAGUAUUUACAAAUCCCAAUAAUAGCGACUUUUCAGGUAUAUAUAUAUACAUAUAUAUAUAUAUAUACAUACACACAUAUAUACGUCUAAUGCUUAUUUACCUGAUAUUGAUAUUUUCUUUAAUCAUUAAUACAUCGUUUAUAACCUAACAAAAGUUCCGAAAGAACGAUAUUUCCUUCCUAUUUUGAUUAAACGUGAUUAAUGAUUUGAAAGGGUCAAUCAACACUUGUGCGUUCUUUCAACCCGAUCAAUAAGAGAUUAUCAUAGAAAUAGAUCAUCGUCUAUCCUUUUAAUAGGCGUGAAUCUGAUUCGGCGUAUCAUAUCCGAUAGAUGGCGUAUCGCUGGAAAUUGUUGGUAAGCUAGAAAGAUAUAAAAUCUACGUAUAGAUGGCAGCACUGGAUGAACGAUAAAAAGCACACAUUAUUUGGCAGGUAUCUCGUCCGAAAAAUCGAUAUGAAUCUAAUAAGGAGACAAAGAAAAAGAAAAAUAAACGAUUUAUGGUAUUUGUUCUGUUAUAACAAGUCAAAAUGUCAUUAGAUCUUCGAAUCGUUAGAAAUUUAUUUUUCAUUAAAAAUUGAAUAAUCUUUUGUUUUCAUAAAGGUUAACAAAGGUUUGAAGGGAAGUCAUGAUCGGUUUUGGUGAAGUCGCUCUUGUAUACCAUCAUCGUUGGAAAAAUACAAAACGAUAGUUUAACGUCAAUGACACGUAUGUGGUUGUAAUAAAAAAAUCUACUACACGUUCCUCCAUAUUGCACGCAAGUUCGGUCAAGAUGCCAGAACAAAAUUCGAGCGACCAAUAUUCAACGUUGGUUGGUCUGAUAUAUAUCUUUAAUCUUAUCGUGGGAACAGGAGCUUUGACUCUUCCAGCUGUUUUCAGCAAAGCAGGAUGGGCUCUUGGUUUCAGUGUAAUUUUGAUAUUAGCUUUUAUAAGCUUUAUGACGGUUACCUUUGUUAUCGAAGUAAUGGCAUCUGCCAAUGCAAUAGUUACAUGGAGGCAAAUUCAACAUCGAAAACGUGCAAUGCAAACAUUGGGUGAAUCUUGCCCUUCCAAUUCUGAUUCAGAAGAUACACCAUUAGUUACUGCUUAUACAGCCAGUCCAGAUCGAUUGGAUACAACUUAUCGGUAUUACAUAAUUCAUGAUAAGAUAGAGAUGGGACAAAUAGCAUCAAUUUUUUUCAAUAAGUUCGGCACCACCUUAUUUUAUUUGUGUCUUGCUAUUUAUUUAUAUGGCGAUUUAAGUAUUUAUGGUGCAGCUGUAGCUAAGUCAAUAGCAGAUGUUGCUUGUACUUAUCAACCAAAGAACUUAACGUGUAACGAUACUAUACCAGAUAAUGAAGUUUGUUGGGAAGGUUCUGCUUUGGAUCGAUUGGAUGCAUAUAGGAUGUUUCUUACUACUUUUAUCUUUAUGCUAGGACCUUUCGUAUUUUUCAAUGUACAAAAGACCAAGUAUCUUCAGUUAUUAACUUCGGCAAUGAGAUGGCUCGCAUUUACUAUCAUGAUCGUUUAUGCAGUAAGAAAACUUGCUAUCGACGGCCCAAAAGGCAAUCCACCGGUUGCAAAUAUAUUAGGAAUUCCUAGUCUCUUCGGUGCUUGCGUAUAUUCGUUUAUGUGUCAUCACUCUUUGCCUGCGUUGGUUGCUCCGAUUGCAAAUAAAUCUACGCUUAAUCGGUCUCUUGCAUUGGAUUACGUAUUAAUAGCAUCUUUUUAUCUUUUACUUGCGCUGACCGGGGCGUUCGCUUUCGAGCAUCUCGAUGAUCUUUAUACUUUGGAUUUCGGGCCACGCGGAUCAGGAGAUUGUUCUAAAAGCACAAACAUCUUUAUGCUUAUCAUCGAAUAUUUUUUGGCACUUUUUCCAGUAUUCACUCUGAGUACAAGCUUCCCCAUAAUAGCUAUUACGCUCAGAAAUAAUUUACAGUCUUUGUUUUUAUACGAUGAUACGUCUUAUAAUUUUUGUCUUCGAAAAUUGAUCUUCCCUAUUUUAGCGAUACUGCCGCCUUAUUUAAUCGCUAUGAGCACCAAAGAUCUCUCUAAAUUAGUUGGCAUUACAGGAUCGUAUGCUGGCACUUGCAUUCAAUAUUUAAUUCCUACUUUCUUGGUUUAUUAUGCUAGAAAAAAGACAAAUAAAAUCAUUGGCCUUGGUGUCACUAACAAAUUUGCCAGUCCCUUUUCAAGCAAUUUCUGGCUUAUCUUUGUAACAGUAUGGGCAAUCGCGUCUAUGUUUUUAGUAUCAGUUAAUUUCAUACAAAUUUAUUUUCAAGCAGCAUGGCUAAAUCAGUAGCACCUAAAUUCUCCAUAUAGAUUGUGCAUAUAGAUCUCUAAGAUCAAGAUGUAUGAUAAAUUAUUAAGAUUUUCGAGUAUACUGUUCGUGUACGUGAAAAAAGUGAAAACAUGUUGUUUCUGUAUCAUGAUAUUUCAUGGCGUAGGUUCCUGAUACAGGAACUGUACUAAAAAUUAAUGAUACAUAACUAUUAAUUUAAGGAAAAUAUCAGUAUAUGAUGGUGUUGUUAGAGAGGAUGGAUUAUUGUACUAAAUCAAAGCAAAUAAGAGUUAAUUUUGAUUAGUUUCAAACUAGUUAAGAAAAAGUUCUGCUUUUCUUAAUGCGAGUGAAUGAAUAGUUUAUGGCACAGAGCGGGUUCGCAUGUGUUGCAAAAAAAUGACAAUACUUUGGCACAAGUCAAGAUUGACAUUGUACAAGCCAAAUUGAUAAGUGUAAAAAUUGAAAUUUUUUUCUACAAUAUAUCAAUUAACUUUAAUCGCUGUAAUGUAGCAUGUAUUUAAAUGUUGAUGUCUAUUCUAUGUAAAGAAGUCUUUCAAAUAAGUGAUAAUUAAAUGACAAAGAUUUAUAGUACGGGCGGUAUCAAAAUAUGGAUAAAAUUUAAAGAGAAAGUAAUUAUUAAAUUUGUUUAACAUUCAGAGAUUCUAUUAUAACUCAUUGUAGUCUUUAUUUAUGUCUCUUUCAAUAUAUACAUUUCACUUUUGCAAAUUUGUAUCAGAUGUUUCACUGAUUAUAACAGUGUUAAAGGCCAAGAGUGAGCAAGUAAAUGGAGUUAAUCGUUAAUGUAUUAUAAUUUAGUUAUACAAUGGUAUAUUAUUAUAUAUAAGUCUUAAGAUAAUAGUACAGAAAUAUUUUUAUAUAAGUGUAAAACUGCCAAAAAAAGUACAGAUAGUAUGUUUGAAAUACUUUGUACCUGUACAAAUGUAGCGUACAAUAAACAAAAAAUGCAUAUAUAUUUUCGAAAAAGCAAUGCAAACGAAAAUAAAUAUAUAAUUGAUUGUACAAGUUUAUUUAGAUUUAUUUAUAUGCAUAUAUACAUAUAUCACUAUCUUAUAUAUUUAUAUUAUUUUAUAGUUCGUAUUAUAAUAGACUCGAGUGUGACAGACUUUUAACACAGAUAGAAUUCUCUUUAAAAUUCCAACAACACAAGGUAGCACAGUUAAAGCACGUAACCGUUCAAUUCAGAAAUCUUAUAAAUUGGUUUUAAUUGCAUUGAAAACAUAUAGAAUAACCAAAGUGCAAGAUUUCUGCGAACGGCCGAACAUUCGCGCACAUUUAUCACAAUGUAACAUUUUACAAAAACGCACAAUAUUUUACAAUCACACAGGACAGAAAAAAGAUAUAUAUACGUCAUAUUGAGAUAAUAUAAAAUAUUACGAAUAAAUAUGUAUAGAUAAUUCACAGCCUGUGAGGCAUGAACAGAUUUCUUAUAUAACACGAGAACGCAGAUAU
Messenger RNA from Vespula vulgaris, 4836 nucleotides. Its product is annotated as transmembrane protein 104 homolog. Bases 1879 to 3387 code for a protein of 502 amino acids. NCBI's taxonomy places the organism in Eukaryota, Metazoa, Arthropoda, Insecta, Hymenoptera, Vespidae. The transcript is spliced from 7 exons. The record is from RefSeq and is a predicted model, not a curated record.